AUGUGUGUGCUGUGGGUUACACUGCUCCUCCUUCAUCAGGGAUAUACGCUGGUUCCAGUGACCACGGGUGAACUUGGUGAAACUGUGACUUUGACCUGUACUAUGCCACAUGAAGAGCAGAGUAGUACUGCUCUCCACUGGUACAAGCAGGGUGCAGGAGAUACUCUGAAACUGAUUGUAAAGCAAGUGAAAAACAAAAUUCUUGAGUUUGGACCAGGAUAUUUUGCCUCAAGACUGAAUGUAACGCAUGAUGGAAAAUUCAGCCACCUGACCAUUUUUAAGACCGUUCAAGAUGAUGAAGGAAUGUAUCACUGUGCUAAGAUCGACUGGUCUCAGGAUAAAUGGAAUGGGAUGUAUUUGUCAUUAAAAGGGAACAGUGAGAGGACGUCAAACUACACUGUUGUUCAGACAGCAUCAGAUCCAGCCCGUCCAGGAGACUCAGUGACUCUGCAGUGUUCAGUCUUCUCUGACUCUGAGGAUAAGACGUGUCCAAGAAAUCUCAGUGCGUUCUGGUUCAAAACUAGAUCAGAUAAAUCUCUUCCACAGAUCAUCUACACUGAUGGAAACAUACAUAAUAAAUGUGACAAGAGAUCUCACCCUCAGAAGAAAUGUGUUUAUAAUUUCUAUAAGAACAUCAGCUCCUCUGAUGAUGGGAUGUUUUACUGCGCUGUGGCCACAUGUGGAGAGAUUUUAUUUGGAGAUGGAACUAAACUGGUAACUGCACCACCAGCAGCAUAUGGAUUUAUUGUAUUGGUGGUCGCUGUAACCUGCUUGGUCAUUUCUGUGACCAUAAACAUUGUUUUCAUCUGUUACCAAAGAAGAGCAGCAUGCAGACAAUUGAAGGGUAACGACUACGUUUUACUGAGUACUAACAUUUUAUAA
This is a messenger RNA of Melanotaenia boesemani (Boeseman's rainbowfish), 882 nucleotides long. RefSeq lists its product as uncharacterized. Gene Ontology annotation, biological process: response to bacterium. The record is from RefSeq and is a predicted model, not a curated record. The transcript is spliced from 4 exons. NCBI's taxonomy places the organism in Eukaryota, Metazoa, Chordata, Actinopteri, Atheriniformes, Melanotaeniidae. The coding region runs from base 1 to 882 and encodes 293 amino acids.